This is a messenger RNA of Mytilus californianus (California mussel), 2362 nucleotides long. RefSeq lists its product as uncharacterized. The transcript is spliced from 4 exons. NCBI's taxonomy places the organism in Eukaryota, Metazoa, Mollusca, Bivalvia, Mytilida, Mytilidae. The record is from RefSeq and is a predicted model, not a curated record. Bases 82 to 717 code for a protein of 211 amino acids.
UAUAAUUUGCGACUUUCUACACAUAUGCAUUACUUCAGUUCUCAGUUUUUUAUUUGAGCAUGCAAUUUAAAUUCAUUUCAAAUGCCUAAGAGCGUAUCUUUUCCCUUUCAGCAAUCAAUAAGGGAUGGUUACCAGCAGGGUAUUACUGAAAAGGAUUUCAUCUGGAAAACAAAGAACGAAGCUGGCAGUAUUCUUAAAUAUAAUUCAGCAGAGAACAAAGAGAUGUCCGGAUUCAUCAUUGAAUUCGUAAAAGGCCAAUAUCCUGACGAAGUGGAGGGUGUUGUUAGAGAAGGAAUAAAGACAAAUUUUGAAUCGUUCAAAGCAAAGAAACGAAGAGAAGAGACUGGUAAACAAGAAGAACAUAACAAGAAAAUGGCUGUGUACAGCAGAAUGAGAAGAAAAUUAAACAACAGAAAAAAGGCAUUAAAAGAAAAAUCCAGUAUUCCAAAGGAACAAAAAGAAACAGUCAUGCAAAGUAUGGAGAUGCAGUAUAUGUCUUCUGAACAAACAGAUUCAGAAGACGAAGGAUCGUUUAUCGUCAGACCUCUGCCUUGGAGGUCUGACGAUUUUGACAAAUUAGUCAAAAAACUAGACCAAAAACAUGAUGGAAAACUAACCAAGAGAAGCAGACGGCAGCAUAAUAGGCGAAAGGUUGGGGCAGUUUCCUCAAGGAAAAAACCAGAAGUCGUGCCAGGACAUGAAUGGGUGUUUAGAUAGUAAAAGUCAUUGAUUAAACUUUUCAGUCAUCACGAAAUCAAAUAGAUGCGAACAGAAAGACAAAAAAUGCACCUUCAUGUCGGAUGUCAGCAUACCGUCUUCAACAACAACAAGCGGUUCGUAGGAGGAUGUUUUGAUAAAAAAUAGUAAAUAUUAAGUGCUUCUUGAAACAACAGUACUGUCGCAAUAGGCAAAACUAUCUACAAAUAACAAGAACAAUACACAUGUCAUUUGCAAAACAAAAUUAUUACCUUUUUGAUUUGAAACCUAACAUCACGGAAAAUAAAUGUAAACAAUUAUCAUUUUAUAGAAUUGUCAUGUCUAGAUGGAAAACCUUGUUGUUUUUAUUUAAUAUAUAAGUGAUACCGCGGAAACAAGCAGUGUAUUUUAUUUGCACACAGUAGUAAAUUUUUUAAGACAAAAUGGAAAUUCUUCGAAAUAGUAAGAAACUUCGUAUAUAUCAAGUUUCAAUAUUUUAAAUAUUUCUUUUUUGCGUAAUUAUACAAUAUUAACAUGAAAAAGCUAUAUAGCAGUAAAUUGUAUCUGGUAUCCUGAUGUAAGCAAUCAUACAAUGCAUGUAUACAACAGCUGGUUUUACAUUAAAAAUCCUUGUCUUAGUGGUGAAACUCUUCAUUGUGUAUGUUGCUCAUUUGUGUCCACGCGAGCAUAAUCAAAUAUAUAUUUUAAACACUAGGAUCUAAUUUAUUAUGUGAUUUUUUUUACAAUUGAUUUAAAACAGUAAGCAAUGAAAGGGAAACAACUCUUGUUAAAAUAAGAAUAUUUUUCGUAUCUUUAAAAAAUUGAAGAAAUUUUUAAAGUUUAAUAUGAAGGGAAAUAAAGGUAUGUUCAAAGAGCAGACAUAGAAUGUUGCUUUAAUUCAAACCUUAUUCAAACGUUACAAAAAUAAUAUAAACGAAUGUAUUACACUUAUUACAAGUUAUGUCAGUUGAAAAGUGAUUAGAUGGAUAUUUUGAAUAUAUAAAUGUUUAAGAGAGAAAAAAUAGCAAUUACAAAAAAUAAAAAUAAAACAAAGAAGAGAAUAAACAACAUGAAAAAAUCGAGGCUUUUUUCACUAUGGGAUAACGGGCGUUAUAAUGAAAAAAAAAUAUCUACGGUACAGCAGCGGGAUAUUCAGAAGGUUUUUGUUUUAACUUAAAGGUUUAUACGUUCAUAAUUAUUAAGAUUAUUAUAAAAAAUAAGUACGAAGAUCUUGAUUUUUUUUUACUUUUAUAAGAAGGGGGUUGCAUAUAAUUAGGUGCGCGUGUUAAACCCUCCAAAUUACGUUGGAUUUCAUUAUUCAGCUCGAACUUUUGUAUUCAAAGGGAAAUAAAUCUUUCUAUUAAAACAGUUGUUAGUUGCAAUUAGAAUCAAUUAGGUCAUACAAUGGAAACAACCACAACAAAAGGAUUCUUCAAAUAUCGUAAUGUUUAUUAUAUUUAAAUGCUCAGUCCUUUUACAUCAUGAAGAUGAUAAAAUUAAAUGUUACGUUUUAUGUAUGUUUUAUUGUUCCUUAAAACAGCAAUAACAAAAACAAUCAAAAAUACACAAAAUUAGAGUUUUAUGAUUCGAUAUGUAUGCAGAUGGUUUUUUUUCAAAUUAUUGUAGAAAGAAAUGUUAGUUCUUUCAUAUGUCAUGUAUUUGUAAA